Messenger RNA from Pollicipes pollicipes, 2608 nucleotides. RefSeq names its product laminin subunit gamma-1. The transcript is spliced from 9 exons. The record is from RefSeq and is a predicted model, not a curated record. Lineage: Eukaryota; Metazoa; Arthropoda; Thecostraca; Pollicipedomorpha; Pollicipedidae. The coding region runs from base 321 to 2156 and encodes 611 amino acids.
GUAGCCGCAGAGCACGCCGAGUACGCCGGCCGGGCCGAGGACGCAUCCGGCGGCGAGAGGCGCGGUGACCGACGGAGCACCGACUGACCGGUCGCGUCCCGCUCUGCUGCGCUCGACGCCGCGGACAGUGGCGUCAGUGUGAGCGUGCUGCUGCCAGUCGCAGGCGAGAGGGUACUCACACCACAGGACGGCAGAGACCGACAGGACAGCGAGUGCCGCGGUCGGCGCGGGAGCACCCAGCCUGCGUCUGCCGGUGGCUGGUGUGAACAGUCGUCCAGUGGCCGAGUCGCCGCCCGUCGCGGCUCGCGGCAGGAGACAAGAUGCGGGCCGCUCUGCUGCUGCUCUGCACGGCCGCUGCCGUGCUGCUGACCCGCGCCCAGGACCCAACAGACUGUCCACCCUGCUACGCGCUGGUGGAGGAGGCGGUGCAGACGCACCGCGAGCGUCUGACGCAGCUGUCAGAGCUGCUGCGGAGCAUCGGCGCCGGCUCUUCGCUGCAGGAUGACCGCGAGUUUUUACGCCAGAUCGCCAUUGUCUCGACCAGCAUCCAGGACCUCUUCAACGAUGCGCGCCGCGCGAUCAUCCGCGACUCGUCGCCGCUCGAGCUGCUCGGCGAUCUCCAGGAGCGGAUUGAGGAGGUCAAGAAGGUGGCCGGCUCGAUCCUGGUGCACAUCGAGCAGGGCCGCGUGGUGGCCGGCCAGGGUGAGCGCGCCAUCACCGAGGCCGAGGCUAUCAUUCUUCGGCUGAAGCAGGCGCUGAGCGGUGCCCUGGACUUCCUCGAAGGCGACGGCGCCGAUGCCCUGCGGCGCGCCGUCGAGCAAAGCAAGCAGUUCGGCCUGCAGAGUGCGCGUAUGUCGGAGAUCGCGCGGCAGGCGCGUCAACUGGCUGACCGACACGAGCAGGAAGCCGACAUCCUGGCUGACGUGGCCGGCUGGGCCGUCUCCAACUCGUCGGCCGCCUAUGAGCUCGCCUAUAAGCUGCUGGAGCAGCAGCGGAACUACAGUACGGAGACCAGCCUGCUGGAGUCCAGUCUCAGCAGCACGGAGACGCUGGUCUUGCAGACCAUUCAUCUGGCUACGCAAGCGCAGAAGGAGGCCAACGAGGCGUACGACACGGCUCUCAGCGUGUACAGCGAGGCCAGGCUCAACUUCGGUGGGCUCGACAUCGACGGCCUGAAGAGGCGCGCCGACUACCUCCAGGCUGAGGCACUGCGCCUGAAGGCUGACCUGGAGGCGCUGACCCGCGAGCACGGUCCGAUGCUUGAGUCGCUGACGACCGACAUCAGCUCCAUCACGAUCCUGAUCGAGCGCGGCAUCAGCCAGCAGGAGGCGGCUGACAAGCUGCUGGCCGACGUUACAGCCGCUCGUGAUAAGGCUAUACAGGCGGUCGCCGCCGGUGAGAAGACGCUGGAGGAGGCGCGCAAGACGCUGGAGACGCUGCAGCGGUUCGACCGGCAGGUGCAGGAGUCGCGCCAGGAGGCGCUGAACGCGCUCAGGCUGGUGCAGGAGAUCCUGCGUCUGGUGGAGGAGGCCGAGCAGAGGACGGUGGACGCGCGUGCGGCCCUGCAAGGUGCCGAGCGGAACGCCGACGAAGCUCGCGACAUGGCCGGCGACGCGGCGGCGCUGCUGGAGGAGACGCGCCGUGAGACCAUCGCCAUCCAGACGGAGGCGGCCGAAACAAAGAUUCGGGCGGGCCAGCUGCAGAGCGAGGCCAGCAGCCUCAACAUACAAGUGACCGAGACCUCCGUCCAGGUGGAGCGGUACGAGGAGCAGGUGGUCCGGGACGCGGCGCUGGCGCGCGAGGCGCUAGAGAAGGCCAACCAGGCCAAGAGCAGCGCGGCCGACGCCUCUGCCAAGGUGACGGCGGCUCUGAAGCAGGUGCAGGAGAUCAUGGCGGCGCUGGCGGCGGCCGGCGACCUGGACACAUCGGCGCUGGACGAGCUGGAGCGGCGCCUGGAGGCGGCCGAGGCUGAGCUGGCACGAGCCGAGCUCGAGCAGAGGCUGGACGAGCUCCGCUCCUAUCGCACACAGCAGAACCGACUGGUUCGAGACUACGAGGACGAGCUCGCUUUCCUGCGGCUGGAAGUGACCAACGUACAGGACAUUGCCGACGCCCUGCCCACGGGCUGCUACUCGCGAGUCAAGCUUGAACCGUAGCGCCGAGCGCCAGUGCUAUGUUUAGCUGCGCCUUCCUAUCAACCGAUCACGGUCUGGCGGUUUGAUAGGCUUGCUUUCCGACACCGCUUGAAUUUCAGCUGCUGAGUGCAAUAACGCGUGUGCUGAUUUAGAUGGGACCUCGGGCUGGCCAGCGCCGCUUAGUGCGGAUGGGUCCUCGGGUUGGCCAGCGCCGCUUAGUGCGCCACCUCGGGCUGGCCAGCGCCGCUCAGUGAGGAUGGGACCUCGGGUUGGCCAGCGCCGCUUAGUGCGCCAUCUCGGGUUGGCCAGCGCCGCUCAGUGCGCCCCGACGCUCCUCGCUCGAUGGAUGCUAUGCACCCAGGAAAUGUUCGUGCGUUUGUUACAGAUAGAAUUUGUAUGUUGUUCAUUCUAGCCUUAUGCUUAUUGUAGUAGUCAUCACUGAACUUACCAAUACAGGCUUACCAUUGAACUUA